UUGAAUAAAUUCUCUUUCCACAAAUGGUAUUACAAGCAAAGAAAGAGAGACAAAUGUCCCAAUUCUUCCCUCAUCCCCAAGUCUCAGGGCAUCUGGAUAAUUGACCAGUUUUUUUAAAAAAGAAAAAUAGACAAGAAGAAGGGUUGGAAUUCACACACUUUUUCAUCUACUUUGGAUUUCAUCAUCCACCAAAAAAUCUUGCAGGAAGGAUGAAUAUGAAUCUCAGAAGAUGGUCAGCUUUAGUACUCAUGGUACAACCACUUUUCAUUUUUGCAGAGUCUAAAAAUAUUAUGAAAAAUCAACAGUGUGCUGAGUUCCAAUCUGCACAUUUACUAUGGGGUACAAAUCUCCAAGUUCGAUUUCUUCUGUUUCCCUUUUCCAAUCCCAGCUGUGGAGAGCUGCUUUCACAACAGGAGGACAUCCAGGAGGCCGGAUUCAAUGCCAGCUUGGGAACUAAGAUAAUCAUUCAUGGUUUCAGGGCACUAGGCACCAAACCAUCAUGGAUAGAUGCACUAAUUCAAGCCUUCCUAGAGGUAGCCAGAGUCAACGUGAUUGCUGUAGACUGGGUUCAGGGAGCCACAGCAGCCUAUCCUACUGCAGUGGAAAAUGUUAUGAAAUUGGGACUGGAAAUUUCUAGUUUUAUCCGCAAGUUACUGGCUGUGGGGGUGCCAGAAUCAUCCAUCCAUCUUAUUGGGGUGAGCCUUGGAGCACACGUUGGGGGCCUGGUGGGCCAAUUCUAUGAAGGCCACCUUGGAAGAAUUACUGCUCUGGAUCCAGCGGGGCCAAAAUACACCAGAGCCAGCCCUGAGGACCGUCUGGAUCCUGGGGAUGCUCUCUUUGUAGAAGCCAUUCACACAGAUUCGGAUAGUAAGCUAAUGACCUGCUUUCCAAUUAUAUUUCAGGAUUUUGGUAUCCGAAUACCCGUGGGGCACAUUGAUUACUAUCUUAAUGGAGGGAAAGAUCAGCCUGGAUGUCCCCGUUUCAUCUUAUAUGGCUACCAGUACCUGAUCUGUGACCAUAUGAGAGCUGUGCAUUUCUACAUCAGUGUCUUGAAAGAUUCCUGUCCAAUGAUGGCUUUCCCUUGCUCCAGUUAUAAGAAUUUCUUAGCUGGUCACUGUUUAGAUUGCUUCGAUCCUUUCUUGCUCUCCUGUCCCACAUUAGGACUUUUGGAUAAUGGAGGACUCAACAUGAAAACAUUGCCUAGAGAGGUUAAAGUUUACUUGGCCACAGCUGCAUCAGCACCAUACUGUGUACACCAUACACUUGUGGAAUUCCACUUGCAGCAGAGGAGAGCUUCAGAUACCAAUAUUGAGAUAACCUUUCUCACGAGCAACUCCUCAGCUAGCACCAGCUUCAUCAUACCCAAGCAGCAAAUGCUGGGCAAAGGCUUGCUGAUCCAUUCUGCUCCACUAUGCCAGAUAGAAAGUGUGAUGUUGCAGCACCAUCACAAGUUCUGGAAAAGGAAGAAAGAUGAGCCACCUAUUAUUGGGCACUUUUGUACUGCACCUCUACCUGUGGAUAAAAAUGAGAAGAUGAUAUGCUUGCCACAAGUGAUGACUAUUACAAACCAUAACCCCCUUCUCCAGAAUCUCAAUAUUCAGUGUGAUUAGCACAGUUUUCCCUUGUGGACACAGAGAUUAUAACAGGUAGACAGGUAACUUAGAAAGUAGAUACUUAAGUUUAAAAUCAAAUGUGUAGCGUUAAUUUUUUGAAUAUGUGUUUUCUGUCACAGAAUACUUGUUUCACUUCAACUGUUAAUAAUUUUAAGCCUGUUUUUAGGAAAAAUUAAAUAGUUUUACAACUAUGAAGAAAAUAAAUACAAUGUACAUAAAAUGGAACAGCACCUAAUUGAACAGGACCUAUUACUAAUAAAUCUGGAGUGAAAAUGAGUACAUGGUGCUAAUUGUUUGAAGUGUUCCUUACAGUAUAAAUGCAGUUCUUCAUUUAGAAGGAAACAAAUGGCAUGUUUUUAAGAGUGGAAGGCCAUUAUCAAGGAAGAGGGAAUUUCAUGAAUUUCUCUUCUACUCCUUAUGUUCAUUAGCACAUUCAAUUCAGUUUUCUGACCCACUAGAUCAGGGAUAUCAAAUUGCCGGCCCCCAGGCCAGUUGCAUCAUGCAGAGGUCGCACCCACCCUAGCUCCGGCAAUGUGAAAAAAUCACAAUAGGUUGUGACACAUGACGUGACACGGUGAGUUUGAGUUUGACACUCGUGCACCAGAUGAAGACUUUACACAAUACAGCAAAAACUUUUUCCAUUCGUAUCCAACUAGUAUUUUGCAGUAAAUGGAAGCAAAAUUCUACCCCUUAAUCUAAAAUCUUUGCUCAAGACAACUGGCAUGUUGAAAAUAUAAAGAUUUUCUAUGUCAUAUAACCUAAUCUAAAACAGGAAAAGUAUAGAAGAUGGACAUAUAUAUGUUUUGUCUGAUCUUGAUUUCUGUGGGAGAAGUGAAGAUCUUCCUUCUGUCUCAGCAAAAUCCUUUGGUAUUAAAACAAAGACAGUAACAGUAUCAGGACAGGUUGCCAGACUUGGCAUCACUAUUUUAAUUUUAUUUUGUAAAGAUGUUUUUGUAGGUUUUAAAAGCAACACCCUCCAAACUGCUAACUGUAGAACCUUUGUCUCAUUAAUAAUAUAUAAAAUAAAGUUUUGAUUUAACUUUC
Molecule: messenger RNA, 2657 nt
Organism: Crotalus tigris (Tiger rattlesnake)
Lineage: Eukaryota; Metazoa; Chordata; Lepidosauria; Squamata; Viperidae
Gene: PLA1A
Product: phospholipase A1 member A
Exons: 11
Coding region: 210-1610 (466 amino acids)
Biological process (GO): lipid metabolic process
Molecular function (GO): carboxylic ester hydrolase activity; lipase activity
Source: RefSeq, a predicted model, not a curated record